Molecule: messenger RNA, 2274 nt
Organism: Pygocentrus nattereri (red-bellied piranha)
Lineage: Eukaryota; Metazoa; Chordata; Actinopteri; Characiformes; Serrasalmidae
Gene: pparg
Product: peroxisome proliferator-activated receptor gamma
Exons: 7
Coding region: 297-1973 (558 amino acids)
Biological process (GO): cell differentiation; positive regulation of transcription by RNA polymerase II; hormone-mediated signaling pathway
Cellular component (GO): nucleus
Molecular function (GO): RNA polymerase II cis-regulatory region sequence-specific DNA binding; nuclear receptor activity; zinc ion binding
Source: RefSeq, a predicted model, not a curated record
CUGACAGGCCUUUCCUUCUGUCCAAAAGGGAGGGGAAAGCUUUGAAAGCGCUGAGCAUCAGUGAGUGGCCCACACAGUGAGAGCUAAUACGAGUGAGCAGCGAGAAGACCAAGUCAGUCACUGUCAGAGACGUUUUCGCCAGAUUCCCCCUCAAGACGCUUUGCUGAGAUAUUUCCGUCAACACGGACACACAAGAGAAGUCGUGUUAUAAGGCUAAUACCGCGGGAGAGAGUUUUGUGUCAGCACAAGCCGCCGACCAAGCGAGAAGUGUCCACGGUCAAGACACGAGUUCAGCUAUGGUGGACACACAGACGUUCUCCUGGCCCAUGGGAUUCAGCCUAAGCACUCUGGACCUGGAGGAACUUGAUGACAGCUCACACUCUUUAGACAUGAAGCCUUUCUCCACACUGGACUACGCAACAAUCUCUGGUGUUGAGUACGAACCCAGCCCUCCCCAGAGCGAAAUGACACACAUGAUGGACCUGACACACAUGUACAGCUACAGAGCCCAUGAGACCAACUACAGAGCCCAGGAGAGCAACUACAGAGCACAUGAGAACAGCUAUAGAACCCAGGAGAACAGCUAUAGAACACAGGAGAACAGCUAUAGAACCCAGGAGAACAGCUAUAGAACCCAGGAGAACUGCUAUAGGGCCCAGGAGAACAACUAUAGAGCACAGGAGCACAACUACAGAACUCAGGAGAGCAGCUACAGAGUGCAAGAACCCCAAAGUUCAAUUAAACUUGAGCCAGAGUCUCCUCCACAGUACGCAGAAAAUAGCAUGUCAUUCUCCAAACUGCACGAAGACCCCUCCACCUCCGUUUUAAACAUCGAGUGCCGAGUGUGCGGGGACAAGGCCUCCGGCUUCCACUACGGUGUCCAUGCCUGUGAAGGCUGCAAGGGAUUCUUUCGCCGAACAAUUCGCCUAAAGCUAGUCUACGACCACUGCGACCUCCACUGCCGCAUCCACAAGAAGAGCCGCAACAAGUGCCAAUACUGCCGCUUUCAGAAGUGCCUGAUGGUGGGCAUGUCACACAAUGCCAUUCGCUUUGGCCGCAUGCCCCAGGCAGAGAAAGAGAAGCUCUUGGCCGAGUUCUCCACUGAUAUGGACCACAUGCACCCCGAGGCGGCCGACCUGAAGUCCCUCGCCAAGCAGCUCUACGAGUCCUAUCUUAAGAACUUCCCCCUGACCAAAGCCAAGGCCAGGGCUAUCCUCUCAGGGAAGACCAGCGACAAUGCACCCUUUGUCAUCCAUGACAUGAAGUCCCUGGUGGAGGGCGAGCAGUUCAUCAACUGUCAGCAGCUUCCCCGAAAUGAGCAGCUUCGGGCCAACAUGGGUGCAAUGCAAUCAGAGCUGCACCGUGAGGUGGAGCUGCGCUUCUUCCACAGCUGCCAGUCACGAUCAGCUGAGGCGGUCAGCGAGGUCACUGAGUUUGCCAAGAGCAUCCCGGGCUUUGUAAACCUGGACCUAAAUGAUCAGGUGACGCUGCUCAAGUAUGGCGUCAUCGAGGUGCUCAUCCUCAUGAUGGCACCGCUCAUGAACAAGGACGGCACGCUCAUCUCAUACGGCCAGAUCUUCAUGACCCGCGAGUUCCUUAAGAGCCUGCGCAAGCCUUUCGGAGAGAUGAUGGAGCCCAAGUUUGAGUUCUCUGUCAAGUUCAACAUGCUGGAACUGGACGACAGCGACAUGGCACUUUUCCUGGCCGUCAUCAUCCUCAGCGGAGAUCGCCCAGGACUGCUGAACGUGAAGCCCAUUGAGGAGCUGCAGGAGAACGUUCUCCACUCCAUGGAGCUGCACCUGAAGGCGAGCCACCCUGACUCCCUCCAUCUCUUUGCCAAAGUGCUGCAGAAGAUGACGGACCUGCGACAGCUGGUGGCCCACCACGUCCAGCUGAUGCAGCUGAUGAAAGAGUCAGAGAUCGACCUGUAUUUACACCCACUGCUGCAAGAGAUUAUGAGGGACUUGUACUAGGCUGUGGUUUGGCUUUGUGAGCCAGAACGGUAGUGAUUGUGCUUUGGUUUUAGUGCUGGGUUGGUGUUUUUUUUCCUCUUUCUGUGAAUGAAUUGAGCCUCCGUUGACAGUGAGAGAAGAACUUAGUGUCAUCCAUUUGGCAGCCAGAACUUGUGAGAUUAGUUGAAGAAGAGUCAUCUGAGGUGAGCUAUAGUGAAUGGAGCUCUCUGAAAUGGGAUUCUUCUAUAAUGGGAAAGCACAUAUCAGCACAAAUGUAUUCUAUAUUUUACCAAAAAAAAAAAAAAAGGCACACAUAUUUGGA